GGGAGGUAAGAUACUAAAAUGAGGGAGAGCAAGAAGCCAUGACAAGCCAUGCUCUCCAUCUAUUCGACGGUUUCAACCACAACAUUCUCAGGUAUCUCAACUCAACCACAACUUCUCUCUCACAAGCACGACAAGCUCAUGCCCAGAUUCUCAAGACCGGCUUGUCCAACGAAAACCAUCACACCACUAAGCUUCUCUCACUAUACGCCAACCACCAACAUUUCGACGACGCCAAUCUCAUCCUCGAUUCAAUCCCUGAACCCGAUGUUCUCUCUUUCUCCCCUCUCAUUGUCGCUUAUUCAAAAUUCAAUCUUUUUAAUGACUCCCUUUGUUUAUUUUCGCGAAUGCUCUCCCAAGGCCUCGUGCCUGAUCAUCACGUUCUUCCCACUACUGUCAAGGCUUGCGCUGGACUGUCGGCCCUCAAAGUCGGGCAACAAGUCCAUGGCUUUGCUUCAACAUCUGGGCUUGGUUUAGAUUCGUUUGUUCAAUCCUCUUUGGUUCAUAUGUAUGUUAAAUGCAACCAACUAGAUGAUGCCCAUAAACUGUUAGAUACAAUGCCAGAACCAAAUUUGGUUUCUUGGAGUGCUUUGAUUGCGGGUUAUGCUCGACAAGGGCAGGUAAUUAAGGCAAAGGAGGUGUUUGAUGAGAUGAGGAAAUUAGGACUCCAACCUAAUUUAGUGUCAUGGAGUGGCAUGAUUUCGGGAUUUAACCAGAGUGGACAUCAUUUGGAGGCUGUUUUGAUGCUCAAGCAAAUGCAUUUGCUAGGUUUUAAGCCUGAUGGGACUAGUAUUUCUAGUGUUCUUCCUGCAAUUGGGGACUCUGAGGUCUUCGAAAUGGGUAUUCAAAUUCAUGGGUAUGUUAUCAAACAGGGUUUUGGAUUGGAUAACUGCGUUGUCAGUGCACUCGUAGAUAUGUAUGGCAAGUUUGCUUGCACAUCAGAGAUGUCACAAGUGUUUGAUGAAGUGGAGCAGAAGGAUUUAGGUGCUUGCAAUGCCUUGGUUGCUGGGAUGUCACGAAAUGUUCUCCCUGAUGAAGCGUUGAGGAUAUUCAAGCAGUUCCAAGGUCAAGGGAUGGAGUUGAAUGUUGUGUCUUGGACUUCAAUGAUUGCUUGUUGUUCGCAACAUGGUAAAGAUAUCGAGGCUUUGGAGCUUUUCCGAGAGAUGCAGAUGGUUGGAGUGAAGCCGAAUUCUGUUACCAUACCUUGCUUGCUUCCAGCUUGUGGCAAUAUUGCGGCAUUGAUGCAUGGGAAGGCAGCCCACUGCUUCUCUCUCAGAAGGGAGAUAUCUAAUGAUGUUUAUGUAGGUAGUGCACUAAUUGAUAUGUAUGGCAACUGUGGAAGGAUCCAAGCAGCUCGUUUUUGUUUUGAUGCAAUGCCUACUCGUAAUUUAGUUUGUUGGAAUGCAAUGAUGGGUGGAUAUGCAACACAAGGAAAGGCUAGGGACGCUAUUGAGAUCUUUCAUUUGAUGCUGAUGAGUGGGCAGAGGCCCGACUUUGUAAGUUUCACUAGCCUAUUAUCUGCAUGUAGCCAAAGCGGUCUCACAGAAGAAGGGAAGAAUUACUUUAAUAGCAUGUCCAGAGAGCAUGGAAUUGAAGCUAGAGUGGAGCAUUAUGCUUGUAUGGUGACCCUUCUUGGUCGUGCUGGAAAGCUUGAAGAGGCUUAUUCUAUGAUCAAGGAUAUGCCUUUCGAGCCAGAUGGUUGCGUUUGGGGAGCCUUACUUAGUGCUUGUAGAGUUCACCAUAAUAUGAGUUUGGGUGAGGUUGCUGCUUAUAAACUAUUUGAAUUAGAACCAAGAAAUCCUGGGAACUAUAUUCUUCUGUCCAAUAUAUAUGCCUCUAAAGGCAAAUGGGAUGAAGUAGACAAAGUAAGGGAUCUGAUGAAGUGUAUGGGGUUGAAGAAGAACCCUGGAUGCAGUUGGAUUGAGGUCAAGAACAAGGUCCACAUGCUUUUAGCAGGAGAUAAAUCACAUCCGCAAAUGGCCCAAGUUAUUGAAAAGUUGGAUGAAUUGAGCAUGGAAAUGAAGAAAUCAGGUUAUGUUCCAGUUACUGAUUUUGUGCUGCAAGAUGUGGAAGAGCAGGACAAGGAGCAUAUUUUGUGUGGGCAUAGUGAGAAGUUGGCAGUAGUUUUAGGGCUUCUGAAUACCCCCUCUGGAUCUUCGCUCCGAGUUCUGAAGAACCUUAGGAUUUGCGGGGACUGCCAUGCCGUUAUUAAAUUUAUAUCCAGAAGUGAAGGGAGAGAAAUUUUGGUCAGAGACACAAAUAGGUUUCAUCACUUCAGAGAUGGGGUGUGUUCAUGUGGUGAUUAUUGGUGAUUGAAUGUGUUGUACUGAGAAAGGAUACUAGUGUGCAGAUUAAGGAAAUUGGAUAUCUGAUUGAGCAUUGCAGCACACAGGAUGGAUAUCCAGAGAAAUUCAUUUCUGGCGAACUUUGAAGCGAGAACUCAACUCUCCCCUCAGAUGAAAGGGAAAGAUCUUUCAUUGGUUCCUCACAGGAAUGCUCGUGCGCUGUAGCCACUGUUGCAAAUUGCAGCGUUCCUGAUUCUGUGCCACGUCUUUCUAGCAUCAAUGCCAGAUGGGGUAUUUUUAAUGACAAAUUGAACAGUUGGAGUUGUUCUUAUGUUUCUGACAACCAGGGUUGAUACUGGGGUUGGGAAAUUCUAGUGGCAACGGCUGGAUUGGCUGCAUGAAAAUGGGUAUCGAUUUUCAUUUUCUUCACUCAAGGUAGGCUAAAAAUGGGUGAGACCGACCACUGGCUCUUCCUUCGUCCUAAGAAGUACAAGCAAAGCAUUAGAGUAAGAUUUUCUCCGAUAUGCUAUUUCCUUGUUUCUUUCAAUUGUAAAUCAUCUAUUCAUUGAAUUCGUGUAAGGAUUACUAUUUAUAAGUGGACCCUUCGUUUAUACACGAUUAUUGCUUACACUGAG
This is a messenger RNA of Ilex paraguariensis (yerba mate), 2917 nucleotides long. NCBI's taxonomy places the organism in Eukaryota, Viridiplantae, Streptophyta, Magnoliopsida, Aquifoliales, Aquifoliaceae. The record is from the annotation of a GenBank genome assembly.